Salvia hispanica is the source of this 1134-nucleotide messenger RNA. RefSeq lists its product as uncharacterized. Gene Ontology annotation, molecular function: double-stranded DNA binding. Lineage: Eukaryota; Viridiplantae; Streptophyta; Magnoliopsida; Lamiales; Lamiaceae. Gene Ontology annotation, biological process: regulation of DNA-templated transcription. The record is from RefSeq and is a predicted model, not a curated record.
AUGAUUGCAAUUGCACGCAAGAAUCUCUCCUGUUUGUUUAUAAACCCUAAUUCGUUUCUCUGCAACUCAAAUGUGCUCUCGUUUUCCACUUGGAGGCUGAAAACACUAAUCCCUGUCCCUGAAAUCUGCGAUGUUUUGGUCAAUAAACACCAAUUUCCCCCUGAAUUGGCUUCACUUGCUUCAUCGCGUUUACCUAAAUUUAGAGAUCCCCAAAGAGCUGAUUCAGUGCUAUCAUUCCUCAAAGAGAAUAGCUUUACGACUGCUCAGCUGCAGAAACUUGUCGUAUAUAAUCCUCGGAUUCUAGGGUUUACUAUUGAGGGUUUGAAAUCCAGAUUGAAGGUGUUCCAAGAUUUGGGGCUUUCUUCCGAGGAGAUUGCCAAGAUGAUUUCCAGUAGUAAGGCGAUUUUACAUUCAAGUAUGGCGAACAAGAUCAUUCCCAAUUUAUCGAUGCUCAAGGGCUUAUCGGGAUCCAAUGAUAAUGUGGCCAGACUUGUGAAGAGAUGCCCCUGGGUUUUUUUAACCGAUUUGGAGAAAACCUUGAUGCCAAAUGUAGAAAUCUUGAAGAGGUGUAGCAUACCAAUGGAGCGCAUCCUUCACUUGCUCUACAUUCGCCCGAGAACUUUCUUGGUCAAGUCGGAUAUCAUGAGGAGAUCCGUAGACAAGGCCAUAGAGAUUGGGGUACCUCUGACUUCAAUCGCUUUUAUCCAUGCUGUUGGUAUUUUUAAUCAUACGAGUGAAGGGAUGUGGGAAGUCAAGCUGCAAACUCUCCGUGAUUUGGGAUUUUCUGAUGAUGAUGUAUUGGCAAUGUUUAGGAAGCAACCUCCUAUUUUUAAUAUAUCUAAAAACAAAAUGACGAACAAAGUAGAGCUUCUUCUUGCUACCAGGAAGUAUGGGGUUACCAGUAUAGUUGCUAACCCGGUGGCACUUGGUGGUAGUAUUGAGAAGAGGCUUGAGCCGCGGGUGCAAAUUCUGAGACUUUUGGAGAGUAGGAAUCUGAUUGAGAAGUGGCCAUCCCUAUCAUUCCUUGCUACUUCUACUGAUGGUAGAUUUAUUGACAGAUUUAUUAGGCCUUAUUAUGAUGUGAUUGGCAAAGAACACAUCGCAAAGGUGUUCAUCGAGGGCAGAAAGAGAUGA